AUGGCUAAUGAGGAGAGUUUUGUAGUGUUGGUACAUUAUAGAAUGUCCAUUAAGAGAAAAACACGCUCUGGUGUGAAGUUCACUGAUAAGGAUCCUCUUAGUAUUUUUAUGAGACCUACGACGAGAUUCGAUGACUUCCUGAAUUCUAUAAUACAGAAACUUGGGCUGCAAGGCGUGGAACGGGUUCGGAAGUUAUUCUAUCGCAUUCCGAUCUCAGUGCUGCGAGAUGACGUGAAGUACAAUUCUUUCAUCCUAGGGAGUGACGAGGAUUUGGAGGUCCUGUUCCAUUGUCGUCGGCAGUUUCCCGAGGUCAGGACACUUGAGCUAUUGGCAAAGCUAGUUGAUGUGGUAUCUAGCUCGAGAGGUUCAAACCGGAAUACCCAAACUCUAGGCACGGUAGCUGGUUCUAGCCCGAGACCUAUUGGUGCAUCUUCGUCCGUGCCUGUGAAUGCACCUCGGAAUGAGCCUGUCGCCUCCCCGUCGUUCGCCAUUGAUCUCAACUGCAGUGGUGGCGGAGAGUGUGGGGCACCGGCUGGUAUGGGUGAUGCAUUGCUGGAUGAUGAUGACGUUGAUGAUGUGGAGCCGGACAUCAUUGCUGAUGAUAGUGGCGAUGACAUUGCAGCGAGUAGUCUAGAUGGGGGUGGCGGUGGUUCUAGCUUUGGGACUCAGUAG
This is a messenger RNA of Arachis ipaensis, 672 nucleotides long. NCBI's taxonomy places the organism in Eukaryota, Viridiplantae, Streptophyta, Magnoliopsida, Fabales, Fabaceae. The record is from RefSeq and is a predicted model, not a curated record.